Molecule: messenger RNA, 609 nt
Organism: Entamoeba dispar SAW760
Lineage: Eukaryota; Evosea; Mastigamoebida; Endamoebidae
Product: arginine/serine-rich splicing factor, putative
Exons: 3
Coding region: 1-609 (202 amino acids)
Molecular function (GO): zinc ion binding; RNA binding
Source: RefSeq, a predicted model, not a curated record
AUGGAGGGGAAUAGAAAGUUGUUUCUUGGACGUUUUCCAUCGGAAAUGAGAGAAUCUGAUGUACAAGAGAUGUUUAGUAAAUACACAAAGAUUGAACGUAUUGAUAUUAAAACUGGAUUUUGUUUUGUUGUUUGUGAAACAGAGGAAGAUGCAAAAAAAAUAAUCGAAUUAUCUCAAACUACUCCUUUUAUGUUCCAUGACAAAAAAAUUAAUAUUGAACUCAGCAGACAGAACAAUUCAAGUAAAGAGUGUUAUGUUUGUCAUCAACAAGGACAUAUCGCUCGUAAUUGUCCGAAGCAAUCAGGAAGAAGGUAUGAACGUAAUAGAUCUAGAAGAAGACGUUCGAGAAGUAGAUCUCCAAGUAGUAGAAGUAGGUCUCCAAGUAGUAGAAGCCGAAGUAGAUCACCAAGAAGUAGAAGUAGGUCAUCUUCAAGAAGAAGAUAUCGUAAAAGUACUAGUUAUAAAAGAAGAUAUUCAUCAAGAAGUAGAUCAAGAAGUAAUUCUAGAAGACGUUCAUAUAGUAGGUCAAGAAGCAAUUCUAGAAGUAAAUCUCGAAGUAGAAGUUAUUCUCACAGAAGUCAACAUAAUGACCAAUCCCCAAGAAACUAA